Molecule: messenger RNA, 1230 nt
Organism: Neurospora tetraspora
Lineage: Eukaryota; Fungi; Ascomycota; Sordariomycetes; Sordariales; Sordariaceae
Product: Dolichyl-P-Man:Man(5)GlcNAc(2)-PP-dolichyl mannosyltransferase
Exons: 3
Coding region: 1-1230 (409 amino acids)
Cellular component (GO): endoplasmic reticulum
Molecular function (GO): dol-P-Man:Man(5)GlcNAc(2)-PP-Dol alpha-1,3-mannosyltransferase activity
Source: RefSeq, a predicted model, not a curated record
AUGCUCAUCCCGCCAGCUCUCUUCGUGGCCGAUGCGCUCCUCUGCGGGCUGAUCAUCUGGAAAGUGCCUUACACCGAAAUCGACUGGACGGCCUACAUGGAGCAAGUCUCCCAGAUCCUAUCGGGCGAGCGCGACUACACCAAGAUCCGCGGCGGCACCGGUCCGCUCGUCUAUCCGGCUGCGCACGUCUACAUCUACACCGGACUAUAUCACCUGACGAAUGAGGGGAGGAAUAUCUUGCUUGCGCAACAACUCUUUGCAGGGCUUUAUAUGGUCACGCUGGGGGUUGUGAUGGGGUGUUAUUGGCAGGCCAAGGCACCACCAUAUCUCUUCCCGCUCCUGAUCCUCUCAAAACGGCUACACAGUAUUUUCGUCCUCCGCUGCUUCAACGACUGCUUCGCCGUCCUGUUCCUGUGGCUCGCCAUCUUCUUCCUCCAGCGGCGCAACUGGCAAGCCGGCGCAUUACUCUACACCCUUGGCCUCGGCGUCAAAAUGACACUACUACUCUCUUUACCAGCCGUAGGCAUCAUCCUCUUCCUCGGCAGCGGCAGUUUUGUCACCACUCUACAGCUCGCAGCAACAAUGGGUCUAGUCCAGGUCCUCAUCGGCGUCCCCUUCCUGGCGCACUACCCCACGGAAUACCUCUCCCGCGCCUUCGAGCUCUCCCGGCAAUUCUUCUUCAAAUGGACCGUCAACUGGCGCUUCGUCGGCGAAGAAGCCUUUCUCAGCAAGGGGUUCGCGCUCACACUGCUCGCUUUGCACGUUCUCGUUUUGGCAAUCUUCGUCACCACCCGUUGGAUCAAACCUGCGCGCAAGUCUCUUGUUCAGCUAAUCUCUCCUGUCCUCCUGGCGGGAAAACCGCCGCUAACCGGCCCCGAGCACCGCGCUGCGGCGCGGGAUGUCACUCCGAGGUAUAUCCUGACCACGAUCAUGUCUGCCAACGCUGUGGGCCUCCUCUUUGCGAGGUCCCUCCACUAUCAGUUCUAUGCCUAUGUCGCUUGGUCGACUCCGUUCCUCCUCUGGCGCGCGGGGUUGCACCCUAUUUUGGUGUAUCUGCUGUGGGCGGUACAGGAGUGGGCGUGGAAUGUGUUUCCUAGUACGCCGGUGAGCUCGGCGGUGGUGGUGGGCGUGUUGGGUGUUAGCGUCGCGGGAGUCUGGUUCGGCGCACGGGAGGAGUGGGAGCCUGGGACGAAGUCGUCUUCGAAGAAGGAGGAGGCGGCGAUGCGGUGA